Molecule: messenger RNA, 4001 nt
Organism: Lucilia cuprina (Australian sheep blowfly)
Lineage: Eukaryota; Metazoa; Arthropoda; Insecta; Diptera; Calliphoridae
Gene: RhoGAP71E
Product: rho GTPase-activating protein 20
Exons: 7
Coding region: 246-3848 (1200 amino acids)
Biological process (GO): signal transduction
Molecular function (GO): GTPase activator activity
Source: RefSeq, a predicted model, not a curated record
AGCAUUCCAAGAAUUACAUGUUUUAAGAAAAACUUUUAAUAAAUUGAAACGAUUUCUUAAAUUUUUUCAUAUGGGUGUUCUUUUUUUUAAGAAAAUUUAAAUAAAUCAAUUUAAUUUACAAAUGAAAAUCAGUUUGUAAUUGAUUGAUUUUCGUAAAAACAACAAAAAAUCAAAACAACAAGAAUACAACAAACCAAACGCCUACACGCCCAAAAAAAGAAACGAAAAACAAAAAAACGCGCAACAUGUCUAGCUGGGCCGAACGUGUACAUCGACGUGCUGCCGAUUUCGGCAAUGUGGUUACUUCUUGUGGUCAUCCUGGUUCAUCGGCACCCACGUAUCCCUAUCGUUUGGAAAAAGUUAAAUUUGGUGUACCUUUAGAGGAGGUGUGCAAAAAUGACAACAUUCCCGGACCUUUACUGGUUCUCAUACUUAAGCUGAAUAAAGAGUCACCCAAUCGUCGCGAUGUGUUUCGAGCACCCGGCCAUCAGGGUGCCAUGAAGAAGCUAAUACAUUUCUUACAAGCCGGCCGUUUGGUUAAUGUGGACAAUUAUUCAGUGUAUACGAUUGCUAGUGUGCUGAAAAAAUUCUUACGCAAAAUACCAAAUGGUAUUUUUGGUCGUUCGGGUGAAGAGGAACUAUUUGCUAUAAUUGAAUUGUCAAACGAAUCGGAACAAAUUGAACGUUUACACAAAUUAUUACAAUCACUGCCGAAAUAUACACAACAUUUAUUAGUUUUAUUAUUUGGUACAUUCCGUGUGAUUGCUAGCAAUGCAGCCCAUGCUGGUACCGGCAUGACCAGUGAAGCUUUGGGUGUUUCCGUUGCACCCAGCUUCUUUCAAUCAUGUGUUAGUGAUGGCAAAACCGCGCGCAUGGAAGAUGUGCUUAAAUUUAAGGUGGCUACAAAAAUUAUGAAACAUAUUAUUGAUAAAUUUGCCACACACGAUUUGUUUGGUCGUGAAAAUUAUGAAUAUUAUGCACGAGUUACCGGACGGAUAUUAAAAGUACAAGAUGAAUGGAUAUGCAGCUUUCAAUAUCCACCACCGCCCCGUGGAAAACAGGCUCAACAAAAAUAUGCAUUACAACAUUCAUUGGAAGCGGAAAAAACAUGGUUGCAAUGUCAAUGCGAACGCUGGGGUCUACUUGCUCAAGAAGAAUCACGCUCUACUCCUGCCUUGCUAACAAGUUCGAGCUCUGCUUUGGAUAAUAGUGUUGUAUCAUUGGGUGUAACACCCGAACAUUCAUUUAUGGAAUCAUGUGCUCGACUCUCUGUUUCUUUAGAGGGUCCUGGUCUAUUUGCUAUGACUUCAUCCCCUUUGCCGGCACGCAAACCGGGCAGCAGCUUGCAUGCCGAAGACGAUGAUGAUGAUAUCGAUGAAGAUGACUAUCACAACGAUGACAAUGAUGACGACCAUGAAGGCGAUGACGAUGAAGAAGACAACGAUAACAAUCAUUUCAAUCAACACUUUAGGCAACAGCAGCAACAACAACAACAUCAUCAUCACUUUACCCAACAACCAUUAGCAAACGCCGACGAUGAUGAUGAAGAGUUUGCCAAUGAAUUAGAUAUUUCCAAUGGCGGCAAUGGUGGCGGCGCUAAUGAAAAUAUAGAAAAUCUUUCAUACAAAGCUAAUUUUCGUACUUGCCAAUCCUACUCAAGUGCGGCAGCGACAAGUAAACUAAAAUCUCGUUCAGCUGAACAAACGCCAGACAACACAUUUACCGAUAGCCAGGAAGAUGUGGACGAUGAAAUGACCAAUGUGGUAAAAAGACGUUAUAAACAAAACAAAAAGAAAUCCGCUAUUAAUAAUACUGCACAGAUAAGAGUUCAACAGCAGCAACAAAGACGUUUUAGAACGUCAACAACAACAGCAGCAGCAACAACAACAAAUACUACUGUAUCCCUUAAUAAGAGUUUCGAAACAAAAAAUUGUGAUUUUCUAACGAACGAUUACGAAUAUAUAGCAAAACCUAAAAUUAAUACAACAGCAACAACAAACACAGCAUCUAGCUUAACUUUAAAAGCUUUAGCUGUCGAUGCUGCCACUGUACAACAAUCCAAGAGUCAGGUAUGUAGUCGCUGUAAAAGAGGCAUACGACAUUCGUCUUCAUGUUCCUCAUCUACGGCUUCUGGUGGUGGUGCUGGUGCUGGUGGUGCCAAUGGCAGUGGCAUGACUAUGGAAGAAUUAAGAGCUGUUAAUCGUUAUGCUGAAAGUACUAAAAGUCUAUCCUACUUGCCACAGGUGAGGGAUGAAUACUUGCUUGCUUCAAGGAUUUCGGUCCAUGAACGUCAAACGGCACGCAUGCGUACACGUUCCGAAUGGUUUUUAGGUCCCAAAGAUGGUGAUCUAUUGUGUGUACCGCCCAAUACCUGCAGUAAUUGUUGUCUCUCAGCUGUUAAUCUACAAACAGCAGGAAAUUAUUUAGGCGGUGGUAGUACCCGAGACAUGAGACGUAUGUUGGAUAUACAACAACAGCAAAACCAACAACAGCAGCAACAUCAUCAUGUUAACGAAGCUGUUAAUACCUCCUUAUACCUCUACUACAAACAGCGACAACAACAUCAGCAACAAUAUCAGCAAUUACCUUUGCAAAGACAAAGUUUUCAUUUGUCACCCGAACACAUGGAUACCGAUGAAAGUUUCGCCUCUUUUACUAGCGGUAGCAAUAGUAUAAAUCAACAAAUGAAUUUACAUUCCAUGCAACAGCAACUAACAGCAAUCCAACAACAACAACAGCUUCAUCAACAGCUACAACCACAAUUUAAUACACGACAGGCUCAGGAGGGACAAGGAUUAUUUUUGGAUACAAACUAUGGUAGAUAUGAUUUUGAUGAUAAAGAUAUAUUAAUUACUACUACUACUACUACAACAACUGAUAAUCAUUUUAAUUAUAAUAACAAUAACAACAAACCAGAAAACAAUAACAAUAAAGAUGAUUACACUAUAAGUAAUCGUCAACAUUUAAUGAAAACCUCUUCUACAACUUCUACUACAACCAAUGAUAUGACUUUACAAACACUUAACACAACACCAUUGCCAUUAUCAUCUACAGCCACCAACAACAACAAUAACUCAUCAUCAUCAAACGUGUCACUUUAUCAUUUGCAUGCCAACAACAACAGCAACAAUCAUAAUACCAACAUACAAAUGAAAAAUAAAAAAUCCUUGCGUAGUCUUAAUAUUUCACAAUAUUAUUCAACUGAAUCUUUAUUAAAUCCUCAUAAUAUUGAUUAUGAUGAGAAGGAGGAUCAUGAUUUCGAUCAAGAAUUAUUAGAGGAGCCUGGUUCUUCUAAAUUAUCCUAUCAAAGUUCUCGUCUACCUACACCACAACGUGAACGCUUGGAUGAAAUGCAUUUAAACACUUCCCAAUAUCUUAACUCCACUUUAACUUCCCAUAAUGCUAAUACUAUUACCACUACCACCACUACCACCGCUAAAACCACAAAUUCCCACCAUAAUCUUUCCUCUAAAGAUGUAUUAGAUGGAGAUAUUACUCCCGAUGUAGAUGAUAUAGAUUAUGUAGUUUCCACACAUUAUCGCCAUUCUACACCCAUGUUACAACGUCGUCGUUUACGCCAACAACAGGCUUUAAGACGUCAACGUUUACCCUCCAAUUCUUCCUCCCUUUAUCAAUCGUUCAAUGCUAGUUUACAAGCACCCAUGUCAUCUGCCCCUCUGGGCUCUCACAAUCGCUUUAGUAAUACCCCAUCAAAUUCCAUUAGCAAUUAUGAAAGCCAGUCAACUUUAACAAGUAGUACUGCUGCUGGUGCAGGUGGUGGCAGUGGUGUUGCUGGUAGUAGUAGCAGUGGUGGUGGCAAUAGUAAUUUUUUGGCAACAUCCGUUUAAGUAAUAGUGCCGAGUCUGUACAAUAUCCAGCUAGAAGACCCUCAACACGACGCAUACUCUUAGGUGCCAAUAUACCACGACAAUAUCCUUUACGUUCUUCCUUAAGGCGUCACAAGGAAAAACAAAAGGGUACUAAUAAUGGCGGCUCUACUA